AGGCAGCGCCGGCGGCUGCGGGCGUAGCGGGCCACCGCGGGCCACCGCCGCGCGCCGCCGCCUCUGCUACGGUCCCUUCCCGCGGGGCCUGCUCUGGGAGAAGCUCGAAAGAGGCCAGGCGACGCGAACGCGAGUGGGGAGGAGGAGGAGGAGGAAGGACGCGCGCCCCCGAGCCCUGCGCGCUCCCGCCGCCCACGCGCGACCCUCGGGGACGCGCCCGCCACCCUUUUGUCCCCGGGGUCCCCGAGGGCGGUGGGCAGCAGGGAGCCCCGGUGCACCCGGUGUAUGCCCCCGCCCAGCAGGGCUGUCUCUAGGCCUAGGGAACUCACCCCAGUUCCUACGCCUGCUGCCCUGGCCAGACGACGAUGAACCAGUCUCAGAGGAUGGCACCUGUGGGCUCUGACAAAGAACUGAGUGACCUCCUAGACUUCAGCAUGAUGUUUCCACUCCCUGUGGCCAAUGGGAAGGGCCGGCCCGCCUCCCUGGCUGGAACUCAGUUUGCAGGCUCAGGACUUGAGGACCGACCCAGCUCAGGCUCCUGGGGCAACAGUGAUCAGAACAGUUCUUCCUUCGACCCCAGCCGGGCGUACAGCGAAGGCGCACACUUCAGUGGCUCCCACAGCAGCCUGUCUUCUUCCGCCUUCCCGGGUCCUGGGCUUGGAGGCAAGGGCGGUGAGCGGAGUGCCUAUGCCACCUUCGGGAGAGAUGCCAGCGUUGGCGCACUGAGUCAGGCUGGCUUCCUGCCUGGCGAGCUGAGCCUCAGCAGCCCCGGGCCACUGUCCCCAACGGGCGUCAAGAGUGGCUCCCAGUAUUACCCCUCAUACCCCAGCAACCCUCGGCGGAGAGCUGCGGACGGUGGCCUGGCAGACUCACAGCCCAAGAAGGUCCGGAAAGUUCCGCCUGGUCUUCCUUCCUCGGUGUAUCCACCCAGCUCAGGUGACAGCUACAGCAGGGAUACUGUAGCCUACCCCUCCGCCAAGACCCCCAGCAGCGCCUACCCUUCCCCCUUCUACGUGGCAGAUGGCAGCCUGCACCCCUCAGCGGAGUUAUGGAGUUCCCCGGGCCAGGCUGGCUUUGGGCCCAUGUUAGGUGAUGGCUCGUCCCCUCUGCCCCUUGCACCUGGCAGCAGUUCUGUGGGAAGCGGUGCCUUUGGGGCCCUCCAGCAGCAGGAACGGAUGAGUUACCAGCUGCACGGAUCUGAGGUCAGUGGCACACUUCCAGCUGUGUCCAGCUUCUCAGCCGCCCCGGGCACUUACGGUGGGACAUCUGGCCACACGCCACCUGUGAGCGGAGCCGACAGCCUCAUGGGCACCCGAGGGACUACAGCCAGCAGCUCAGGGGAUGCCCUUGGGAAGGCACUGGCCUCGAUCUACUCUCCGGACCACUCCAGCAAUACUUUCUCGCCCAGCCCCUCAACCCCUGUGGGUUCACCCCAGGGCCUGCCAGGGACAUCACAGUGGCCCCGGGCAGGAGCGCCCAGUGCCUUAUCCCCCAACUACGAUGGGGGUCUCCAUGGCCUGCAGAGCAAGAUGGAGGACCGCUUGGACGAGGCGAUCCACGUUCUUCGCAGCCACGCUGUCGGCACAGCCAGUGAACUCCACGGACUCCUUCCUGGCCACGGGGCGCUGGCCACAAGCUUCCCGGGCCCCAUGCCACUGGGCGGGCGGCACGCAGGCCUGGUCGGUGCAAGCCACCCUGAGGACGGCCUCACGAGCAGUGCCAGUCUUCUGCAUAAUCACGCCAGCCUCCCAAGCCAACCCAGCUCCCUCCCCGACCUCUCCCAGAGGCCUCCUGACUCCUACAGCGGACUCGGGAGGGCAGGUGCCGCAGCGGGCACCAGUGAGAUCAAGCGGGAGGAAAAAGAGGACGACGAGAAUGCGUCAGUGGCAGACCCCGAGGAGGACAAGAAGGACCUGAAGGCCCCACGCACGCGUACCAGCCCAGACGAGGACGAGGACGACCUUCUCCCCCCAGAGCAGAAGGCCGAGCGGGAGAAGGAGCGCCGGGUGGCCAAUAAUGCCCGCGAGCGCCUGCGGGUCCGCGACAUCAAUGAGGCCUUUAAGGAGCUCGGCCGCAUGUGCCAGCUGCACCUCAGCAGCGAGAAGCCGCAGACCAAACUGCUCAUCCUGCACCAGGCGGUGGCCGUCAUCCUCAGCCUGGAGCAGCAGGUGCGAGAACGCAACCUGAACCCCAAAGCGGCCUGCUUGAAGCGGCGGGAGGAGGAGAAAGUGUCUGGCGUGGUCGGAGAUCCCCAACUGGCGCUGUCAGCCACCCACCCCGGCCUGGGUGAAGCCCACAACCCGGCCGGGCACCUGUGAGACGACGCAGGGUCUUCGUGGGACCAGGGACCACCGCGCUCUACCCCGGGUGCACCCAGGAUGGUCCUGGACGAGGCAGGUCUCCAGCGUGGUGUGAGCUGAGGGCUCCUGGACAUUGCGGGGCCUCGGGCGCCACUGAGCAGCCCACAUGUCUUGGCCCCACUAACCAAGCUGAAGGGAGCUUUCCCCCCUCGAUUAACCGAAACUGGAAACAAAGCAGCAUGCUCACUUUUCAGAAAAGAAGAAAAGAUGCCUUAACUAUGUAAGACGGGAGAAUCGGGACCGUGCCCUGGCGAGGGGCGGCCUGGGACUGGCCUCUAGUUCAGAGCCCCAGCACAUCGUGCCUAAGCGUUUUUGUUUUUUGUUUUUUUUUUUAAAAGAAGAAUAAAAGAACAUUAGUUACCAGAUUUUUUAAAAAAUGUAGACAAGAGUUAGCAAGAACGAGGCCUUCUGUGUUUUGUUUUUUUUUUUUUAAGCUUUCUUUUGCGUAUGUUUUGUAAGCAACAAAUUUUUGUAUAAAAGUCUCCUGUCUGUUCUGUUUCUAGAAUUCAGCGUCU
Molecule: messenger RNA, 2875 nt
Organism: Acomys russatus (golden spiny mouse)
Lineage: Eukaryota; Metazoa; Chordata; Mammalia; Rodentia; Muridae
Gene: Tcf3
Product: transcription factor 3
Exons: 19
Coding region: 366-2318 (650 amino acids)
Biological process (GO): regulation of transcription by RNA polymerase II; immunoglobulin V(D)J recombination
Cellular component (GO): transcription regulator complex
Molecular function (GO): DNA-binding transcription factor activity, RNA polymerase II-specific; RNA polymerase II cis-regulatory region sequence-specific DNA binding; protein dimerization activity
Source: RefSeq, a predicted model, not a curated record